Molecule: messenger RNA, 1170 nt
Organism: Radiomyces spectabilis
Lineage: Eukaryota; Fungi; Mucoromycota; Mucoromycetes; Mucorales; Radiomycetaceae
Product: syncephapepsin precursor
Exons: 3
Coding region: 1-1170 (389 amino acids)
Biological process (GO): proteolysis
Molecular function (GO): aspartic-type endopeptidase activity
Source: RefSeq, a predicted model, not a curated record
AUGGUAAAACUCUCGUUGUAUGCUUGUGCCGUCGCGGCCAUGGCCAUGGUUUCCACCGCUGCCCCUGUCGAAAACACGGCACCCGUAGUGCGCAUGGAUCUUCAGAGAAACCCUGAUUUCCAUGCCAACGCUACCUAUGCUGUAAUCAAGGCCCAGAGAAAGUACGCCAAGUACACUAUCCAAACAAAGAGCAUCAAACCUGGUAGCGUGUCAAUGACGGAUUACUUGUAUGACGUGGAAUAUUACGGCGUCGUGAAGGUCGGCACGCCUCCUCAAUCGUUGAAACUUGAUUUCGACACUGGUUCAUCGGAUAUGUGGUUCGCUUCAACAUUGUGCAGCACGUGCAGCUCCACGCAGACCAAAUUCGAUCCUUCGAAAUCGAGCACUUAUCAGCAAGAUGGUCGUCCCUGGUCUAUUUCCUACGGCGAUGGUUCGACCGCCAGUGGUGUGAUUGGCUAUGACGUUGUGGACUUGGGUGGCCUCAAGAUUAAUAAGCAGGCGAUCGAACUUGCCAAGAAGGAGUCGGCCGCCUUUCAGAGUGAUCCAAUUGACGGCUUGCUGGGUCUUGGCUUUGAUUCAAUUGCCGCCUAUUCAGACAUCAAGACGCCAAUGUCGAACCUCAUUAGCCAGGGAGUAGUGAGCCAGCCUGUAUUUGGCGUGUUCUUGGGCAAGCAAUCUCAAGGCGGUGGCGGAGAAUACGUGUUCGGAGGCUACAAUGAAGCUCACAUUGGCGGUGCUCUGACUACAGUGAGUGUCGACAAGUCUCAAGGUUUCUGGGGUAUCACUGUCGACGGCCUAAGUUCAGGCAACAGAAAAGUGGCCGGUGCAUUCCAUGGUAUUCUUGACACCGGUACCACGCUCAUGAUCUUCACGGACUCGAUGGCUCGCCAAGUAGCUUCUCUGUACGGCGCUCGCGACAACCGAGACGGCACGUUCACCAUCAGCUGUGACACUGCCUCCUUGCCACCUCUGGUAUUGACGAUUGGCGGCACUAAGUUCACCAUUCCUUCUUCCGAUCUUAUUUACGCUAAAUUCCAAGGUCAAUGCAUUGCAGGCUUCAGUUACGCAGGUUUACCUUUUGCAAUUUUGGGCGACGUCUUUUUGAAGAAUCAUUAUGUUAUCUUUAACCAGAAAGUACCCAAUGUUCAGAUCGCGCCAGUAAAAUACUAA